AUGUUCGAUCUUACAAUAGUUUUGGUGGCAUCUGCCAUUUUUACCUUCAUUUACCUGUGGUUUAUGCGCCCGAGUGUCAACCUACCUCCCUGCCCCACCCGCCCCUUACCGUUCCUAGGACAUUUACUCACACUGGAGGACAACCCAAGGUCACAGUUCAAGAAAUGGCACCAGGAAUUGGGAGAUAUUUACAGCCUCUGCAUGGGCAGUAAACUUGUGGUUGUUGUGUGUGGCUAUGACCUGAUUAAGGAACUUCUGCUCAAGAGGGGGGAUGAGUUCUCACAUCGUCCACUGCUGGCCAUAGACCAGGCAACUCCGUAUCCGCAGAAGGGGCUCAUUUUUAAUAACUGUCAAAACUGGAAAGAGCAUCGAGCCUUAUCUCUACAGAUCCUCCGAGAUUUCGGCAUGGGCAAAAACGUGCUCGCUCGUGCUAUCCAGGAGGAGGUUGGUCAUUUCCUGGACCUGUUGGCCGAACAAAGAGGAGAGCCGACGGACAUCCGGGUCAUGACAAACGUCAGCAUCGCCAACGUCAUCAGCUCCAUCGUCUCCGGGCACAGGUUCGACUACGAUGACGAGAAAUUCAGAAAUUUGGUGACGAAUCUGGCCGAGAUUUUUGAAGACCAACACUUUAACGCGGUGUUAAACUUCAUACCCGUGCUACGCUACCUACCAGGUGAUUUGUUUCACAUUAAAAAACUUAAAGAAAUUAUUUCAGACAUUUAUAAUUUUCACAGCAAGUUUGUUAACGAAACAUGGGCGAGCAUGGAAGAGGACGACAAAAACGUGAGGGAGAGUUUCAUCUCUGCGUACAUGUCCGAGCUGAAGUCAAAGAUAAGAAACGGUGAACCCACGUAUCUGAACAAGGAAAGUCUCUUGAAGACAAUCAACGAUCUGUUCGGUGCUGGGACCGAAACAACGAACACCACCAUAAUGUGGUGUUUCUUGUAUGUCUUGCAUCAUCCUGAGGUUCAGGAGAAAAUUUACAACGAGCUGCAGGAGAACGUUGGUACAGGGAGAUCCCCGUGUAUUUCUGAUAAACCAAACCUGACUUACCUAAACGCGUUCAUUAAAGAAUCUCAAAGACUGGCUAGCGUUACACCUCAGGGUGUUACCCACACCUGUCCUCGUGACGUCAUCGUCCGAGGCUACACCAUCCCUAAAGGAACUUACAUCUCACCCAACCUGGACUCUGUCUUACACGACCCUAAGAUCUGGGGCGAUGACGUCAUGGAGUUUAAACCUGAAAGAUUCAUAGACCAAGACGGGAAGUUAAAAACUCCUGAAGAGUUCAUCCCCUUCUCGAUAGGUCGUCGUGUCUGUUUGGGCGAGUCCCUGGCUGUCAUGGAGUUGUUCCUGUACCUCUCAUCAAUCUUCCACAGGUUUGAGAUUCUACCAGCAACUCCAGGCUCGCCACCUCCAAUCAAAUACAAGUUUGGUUUUACAGUUUCACCUGCCCUUUUUCAGCUCAGAGCUAUUGAAAGAACAACACAUGAAACGUAA
Physella acuta is the source of this 1500-nucleotide messenger RNA. RefSeq names its product cytochrome P450 2G1-like. NCBI's taxonomy places the organism in Eukaryota, Metazoa, Mollusca, Gastropoda, Physidae. Gene Ontology annotation, cellular component: cytoplasm; intracellular membrane-bounded organelle. Gene Ontology annotation, biological process: xenobiotic metabolic process. Gene Ontology annotation, molecular function: oxidoreductase activity, acting on paired donors, with incorporation or reduction of molecular oxygen, reduced flavin or flavoprotein as one donor, and incorporation of one atom of oxygen; iron ion binding; heme binding. The record is from RefSeq and is a predicted model, not a curated record.